AUGGGCGACCUGGCAGGCGGAGACUGCCGGGAGGCGGCGGCGCCCGAGGAGGAGGCGGCAGCGCCGGCGCCGGCGGUAGGCGGGGCCGACCACCUGGUGAUCAUGGUCCACGGGAUCAUCGGGAGCACAGCCGAUUGGAAAUAUGGAGCCGAGCAAUUCCAUAAGUUGCUAGAAGGCAGAGUCAUAGUUCAUUGUAGUAACAGCAACAUGCACAAGCUAACUUUAGAUGGCAUUGAUGUGAUGGGUGAACGGUUGGCACAAGAGGUUAUCGAAGAAAUCAACAAAAGACCACAGAUAACAAAGAUAUCUUUUGUUGCGCAUUCCGUUGGAGGAUUGGUUGCAAGAUAUGCCAUCGGAAGACUUUAUAGGCCUCCUGGACAAUCACUUGAAAAUUCUCCUCAAAGUUUGAGAGACAGCAACAGAGGCAAUAUACAUGGGCUUGAUGCAGUCAACUUCAUAACUGUUGCAUCACCACAUCUUGGUUCUAGAGGAAACAAACAGGUUCCUUUCCUUUUUGGAGUUACUGCGAUAGAAAAGUUUGCGUGCUGCAUCAUUCACUUCAUAUUCAGAAGAACCGGCAAGCACCUAUUUCUUACUGAUAAUGAUGAUGGAAAGCCUCCGUUGUUGCAACUUAUGGUGGAUGAUUGUGAGGACCUACGGUUCAUAUCUGCUUUGCAAGCAUUUCAGCGAAGAGUUGCAUACUCCAAUGUUGGUUACGACCACAUUGUUGGAUGGAGGACAUCAUCAAUCAGGGGGGCCUCCGAACUACCCAAGUGGGUUGAUUCGACAAGCAAGAUUUACCCACAUAUUGUAUACGAGGAACUAUCCAAAGCAGAAACUCUUGAUCAAUGUGCUGAUGUUGCUGAUAUUGACAAGGAUAACUGCACUCUAGAAGAACGGCUUUUGAGAGGACUUAAGCGUGUGUCAUGGGAAAAGGUGGAUGUCAGCUUCCAUAAUAGCAAAGCAAGAUCUGCUGCACACAGUGUAAUUCAGGUAAAAGAUCCCGUCAUGCAUAGCGAAGGGGCCGAUGUGAUAAAGCAUAUGAUCGACCAUUUCGUUACCUAG
Triticum turgidum subsp. durum (durum wheat) is the source of this 1065-nucleotide messenger RNA. The record is from the annotation of a GenBank genome assembly. NCBI's taxonomy places the organism in Eukaryota, Viridiplantae, Streptophyta, Magnoliopsida, Poales, Poaceae.